GUAGAAAAUGUUGUCAAAUUUUUGAAAGUGAAACCAAUACACUCAAGGACUCGGAGCACGCGGAACAGAACAAAACAUAGCAAUAAGGAAGAAUGGACAUAAUCACAAGUAAUAAGGUGAAGCUUAUUAAAUGGUUACGCGUAGACGAAUACAUUUUGCAACACGUCCAAUGUAGGAAGUUGAUAACCAUGGAUGAAUACACGAAACUGAAAAACCUCUCAAACCCUGGAACACAAAUAACCGAACUCUUGGACCUAAUGUUGCAAAAGGGACAAAGUGUGUGCAUGGAUUUUCUAAAAUUGCUGAAAGAAGACGAUGUGAAUGAAAGCAGCCCGGAGCUGAAGGAGUGGAUAACUUCAGUAAAUACCUCCUCAGAAAUAAAAGCAGCUCCACAGAGCGCUGACCAAAGCUCAGGUAGCUCUGUGAAUAUUACUGCAACUGAUGGCAGCAGUAUUCACGUCCCUAUGAUAAGCGGCUCUCAGAUUUCUAGCCUCAGUAUGAACAUGAAUACUAAUUUUCAUAAAAGGACUGAUGAGAAACCGCGGAGAAGCGCUUUCUCAGACCGAGAACUAGAUAAUCAGGAAUUUCUGAAGAAGAACCGGGGUGAACUUAUUGAUAAUGUAAAAACCGUUGAUAGAAUCAUUGAUGACCUUAAUCUUACUGAAGAAAAGGCGGCAAACGUACGAGCUGAGAAGACAGAGCAGGCCAAGAUGAGGAAAGUUCUGGAGUACACAAACAGCAAAAAAGCUGCUCAGCUUCUGGUUGAUGCCUUGUGGAAACAUGCAGGCGAUGUCAUGGAGGACCUGACCACGGCCUAACAGCUCAGUGCAGCAUUUAAAACCUCUUCAAUGAUGGUGCAGGGCAUAACUCACAAACCAAAUACCUCACGGUUUCUAAGAUAACAUUAUGAGAUAUGUAUUUUUAUUACUGUUUCUGUAAACAAUAUAGAUCUGUUUUUUAUCACCCAUGACCAUCAUUCCACUAUGUUUUUACAGUGUUAUAUUUUUAUAACCGGUGUGAUUAUAAGACAAUAUCAGUCAAUAUCUUGAUGGAAAAAUAAAAAAAUACAUGAAUAAAUAAGCAAUGUUGAGUAGAAGUGCAUAUUCGAAUACAUUGGUUUUGCUGAUUGUAAAUAGAAUACCUGUUUGGAUUAAACCCAUUCAGUUGAAAUGACCAGUAAAAUUAGCUAAUAACUACAACUCCAGGCAAAAAUUAUGUAAAUCACCACACUUAGAGUAUGUUGACCUGGCUUUCCUGUUUGUUUGUUUUUUGUUGUUAUUGUUGCUGUUUUUUUUUUUUUUACUUCUUGGCAAAUAAACAAAAUCACAGAUAUGACACAAACCAAACUUUCUUUAAUAGCUGAACAUCCUGGCUUCAUGAAACAUACCUCAAACAAAUCAAAAUUAUUGUAAUUAAUGGCAUAUUUUUUCCAGAUCAAGUAAAGGAAAAAUUAUGGAAUCAUCAAAAAAGAAUUAUUUUUUUGUUGCUCCUCCACAGGCAUUUUAUGACUGCCUGAAAUCUUUUCUUUUCAUUAGAUUUCCAUAAUGAAAAACAAUACUCUCUAUCAAGUUGGUCCCAAACCUUUUUGAAUAGCAGUUGACCGAUCAGCUUUGCACGAUGUAGCCUGGUCAUGAACCAAUUUUUUUUAUAUUUCCACCAUACAUUUUCAAACAAACUGAGAUCCAGACUGUUUGCUGGCCAUGUCAUUAAGUUGAUAUGCCUUUCCUGAAGAAAUGCUUUAACACUGGACUAGUGGACUAGUUCAACAAAUAGACUUCAUGUAAAAACCAUAAUGAACUUUCUUUUUCUUUCACACUAUCCGUCGUUACCCAGAUGAGGACGGGUUCCCUUCUGAGUCUGGUUCCUCUCAAGGUUUCUUCCUCAUAUCAUCUCAGGGAAUUUUUCCUCACCAACAGUCGCCACCGGCUCGCUCAAUAGGGAUAAAUUCACACACUUAAAAUCUGUAUCCUGUGUUUAAUAUGUUUCUGUACAACUGCUUUGAGACAAUGUCCAUUGUAAAACAUGCUAUACAAAUAAAAUUGAAUUGAAUUGACUUGGAUUGAACACUCUUUACUUUGUGGCAAGGUGCAUUAUCAUCACCGCCAAACCUAUUUUCUAUCGAUGGAAUGAGAAAAGUGUCCAAAAUUUGAAUGUACACCUGUGCACUGACUGUUGAGGUCUCCCCUGUUCCUUUACCUGACCUGAAACCCCAUAUCAUAAAUGACCGGGUAAAUGUGAUUGUCUUCUUCAGGCAGUCAUCUUUAUAUGUUUCAUUAGAACGGCACCAGACAAAAUUUCCACGUUCAUUACUUUGGCCAAUGCAGAUUCGUUAUUCAUCACUGAAUAUCACUUUCAUCUGAUCAUCCACACUCCAUGAUUGCUUCUCUUUAGCGGUUCUGUUUAGGUGUUAGUGCUGGUUUUCCUUUGGCUUUUCUAUACGUAAAACCAAUUUCAUUCAGCCGAUUUCUUACAGUUCUAUCAGAAACACUGACUCCUGUUUCUGUUUUUUCAUUUGUUUUUCAUUUGUUUUGUUGUGCAUUUUCUAUUUUCAAGGCAAUAUUGCUUUGAGUUUUCUAUCCUGAUGUGUGCCAUCUUUCUUGGUCUACUCAUAUUUCUUUCUUUUAUAACCUUCCUAUUUCGUUUCUACUUGCACCAAAUUUUAGACACAGCUGACUGGGAACAACCAACAUCUUUUUCCUCACUCUGUGUUAGAUUUCCUUCUUGAAGGAGUUUUAUAAUCCUUGACAUUGUGUCACUUGUCAACUCUCUUGUUGGGGCCAUGUUUCCUUUCAAAAAGUCCAAGGUUAAGGUCUGUUAGCACACUUUUAAGGAGAGAUGCACAGAUACUAAAUUUCUCAGCCGAUACCGAUAACCGAUUCUUCAGAGUGAUAAUUGGCCGAUACCGAUAUCGUACCGAUAGUUCUGCCUUUUAUGCCUUCUUUUAAAUUAAUAAUAAUUAAUUCCACAAUUCUGAAAGAAAUGCAAAUAAAAACUUUAUUCUCUCCAUUUCAACAAGUUGUUUCACAGUAACUGGCCUCAUAAACAGAAAACACAUCACUCUAAUUAACAUGAACACAUGAACUAAAUUCUGAAGAUUAAAGUAAGAUUUCUUAACUUAUUGAGUGUUAUUAAGUAAUAGUAACUUUGACUGAAUUCUAAAAGGAACUCCUGUUAGGCUCCACAUUCACUCACCACAAACAAAAGCAUUUCUACUUCAUCAUUGAACAUCAAACUGCUAAUAUAUAAUAUAAACUUUUUUAUAUAUUAACAUUAACAGGAUAUGAAAUAUACUAUUCUUUUGUAGUAUAUAUACAUUACUUUUGCUGGUAUUUGUUUUAUAAAUGCAAAUUACAAGGCGAUUCCAUAAUAUUUUCCUCAACAUUGAGUGAUUCCAUAUUUUUUUCCUUUACUUGACCUGGAAAAAAAUAUGCCAUUAAUUAAAAGAAUUUCAGUUAACUUGUUUGAGGUACGUUUCACGAAGCCACAGUGUUCAGCCAAUAAACAAAGAUUGUUUUGUGUCAUAUUUGUGCUUUGUUUAUUUGCUAUGAAGUAAAAGGAAAAACCCAGGUGACCAUCCUCUAAGUGUGGUGAUUCCAUAAUUUUGCCAGGGCUGGUAUAAGACCUCCGUAAUACAUGCAACUUUGAUAAAUGGUGGGUUGUCAUUUCCACACAAAAAUAUAAAUAAAUAAAUAAAUAAAGACUGGCUCCUGGCUCUGCUUCAUAGACCACUGGUAUCAGUGAUAAAUAAUGUUGACAUGUAUGACAUAACAUGGUCAGAAAAUAUCAAACAUAGCUCAUAUUUCACUUAAAAUAAUUAACCGUUUGAAUAAAUUCUUAUUCAAACUUAAUAAAUAAAAGGAUCAACUCAAAAUAUUUUUUUAGUAGAUCCUCUUUUAUCAUUCAACUUUUGUAACUUUCAGUCAUUUGGUUAAACAGCGCCCUCUGGUGGUAAUCCUUUUGAAAAUGUUAUGUCAAAUUGACACAUGCAUGAGCAACACCCGGAACAACCGAUAAUACAGCAACACGGAAGAAUGGACAUAAUCACAAGUAAUAAGGUGAAGCUUAUUAAAUGGUUACGCGUAGACGAAUACAUUUUGCAGCACGUCCAUUCUAGGAAGUUGAUAACCUGGGAUGAAUACACGAAACUGAAAAGCAUCUCAGACCAUGGAACCCACAUAACCGAACUCUUGGACCUAAUAUUGCAAAAGGGACAAAGUGUGUGCAUGGACUUUGUAAAAUUGCUGAAAGAAGACGAUGUGAAUGAAAGCAGCCCGGAGCUGAAGGAGUGGAUAACUUCAGUAAAUACCUCCUCAG
Molecule: messenger RNA, 4314 nt
Organism: Ictalurus punctatus (channel catfish)
Lineage: Eukaryota; Metazoa; Chordata; Actinopteri; Siluriformes; Ictaluridae
Exons: 6
Coding region: 93-818 (241 amino acids)
Biological process (GO): regulation of apoptotic process
Source: RefSeq, a predicted model, not a curated record